AAGGGUAUUUGUUUAAUCAUUGAGUAAAUGACCUGUAUUUUAUUAUUAAAAUAUACUGAAAUGUCCAUCCCUAGUCUAAACGUGAUUUUAAAUGUGAACUUUACUUACCAAAGGGUAUACAUGUAAAAGUUAUAUUUUUAGUUUUUCAAACAUUAAUUAAAAGAAUAACUUUAAAUAUCUAAAAAUAAUAAUUAUAAAAACAUUUUAAAAAUGUACUCAAUAGUAAUACGCUUUUCCGCCAAAACAUGUUGCAGGUUAUUGCUAUAAUUAUGUUUAAAAGGUUUGAUGAUAUUUCAUGUCUAAAUGUGUUUGGUAUAAGUAAUGAUGUUUUGCAGUUUGUAUCUUGUGAUUAAACAAAAUCAUUUUGAAAUUUCAAGCAGGUUGUUUUAUUUGCCUGUUCAAAAAGCCGAGGCAGACAUGCAAUUAUUAAAUUGAAAUGUGGUAGAAAAAAGGAAAAAUUGUGUAAGUGUGUUUUUAAAUGAGUUUUGUCUACUAUUUAUACAUCUACAACAGCAUUAGGCUGCAGUGCGCGCAUUGCAGCGGUCCCGCUCCGGGACUGUAUUUGAGGUUUCACCGCUCCACAUCAAACCCACAGUAACGCCACCUGUUCAAACCCCGAUACACUCCUCCGUGACGCUGCAGACGGGAGAACAACUCGGGGGGGAAGAAAAUGACGGCGCUGACUACUGAAGAGGAGAGAACUGGUAGGAGAAGCCCCGGGCUGCUGCUGUUUGUAUCGACACCUGUAAGGAUGUGCUUUUAUUGAGGGCUUUUACCGUUUACAUCUCCUCGGCAUUGCCCGCCAAAAAUGAACAAACAACACAGCGGCGCGGACCCCGAGCAGCGCGAGCUGCCAAUUCAAACUGGAGGAGUUCGAAUCCCAACGGCUGAAGCGGCGCUGCCUGAAUAUAUUAGCGUGGAGUUAAAGAUUCAGGGCUGCCAACACACACGCACUGGCCGUGAGACUCACACAUUUGAGCAUAUUCUCACGCUCACACGCAUUGGUAAAAAAGUGUCACGCAAUUUUUGGGGUCAGUUUCUAACACUCUUCUUGGAAGACACUGUAACUGAAUGGCUGCACGUGUAAUGUUUUUAUUUAUUACUGCUGAAAAGUCAGAGUGUCGCACUUCAUCUGCCGGAAUGAACCACCUUGCUAACCAGUCAGGGGUUCGCGGGAAGAAUUGUAACAGUCCAUCACAAGUCCUCCGCGAGCUUAAGCAGCGGCGAGCGGGAAAUGCGACAGAGACAGCAGUGAGAGGUGCAGAUACAAACCCCGGUACAGCUUGAGAGAUGAGUAAAUCAAACAAGCCAAACCAUGCAAAGGGCUCUAGAAGACAGCAACAACCCAAAGUGUGUCCACCAGGAUCAAAGCGAAAAGUACCAGAGAGCCAAAAACUGACAGCCUUCUUUGGCCUAGGAAGGCUUGACACACCACUGUCACCAGAACCUGGUCAUGCUGAUGUACCUGCUGAAAAGGCAGCCAGGAUAGAGUGUGUAGGGGAAGAUUCAGCUGAUGGGACAGAACCAGAUGACUCUACAAAAAAGUCUGUGCCAGCCAAGAAGUCAAAUUCUUCUGGAAAAUCAAGAACCAAAUGUGGGGCAGCCACUUAUAAAUCCAAAUUCCAGCCCGGGUGGACAACAGAAUGGCCCUUUAUUAAGAAGGGACUCACGCAGCAUCAUUUUUGGUGUGAGAUUUGCAGAACUGAGAAUGCUUGUUACCAUAUGGGCCAUGCAGAUGUGGAGCGUCACAUAGAGAGCGAGUCACACCAGAGGAAGGUCAAGGCAGUGGAGCAAUCGCAGCAAAUUACCAAAUUUACAGUGAACACAGCUCCAAAGGUGGAUAACAUGACACAACUUGAGGCGAAGGCACGACGAGCUGAGAUCAAAGUUGCUGUGACGAUGGUAAAUCACAAUGUCCCCCUUGCAGUUGCUGACCACUUCAGCCCACUGAUGAAAGAGUGUUUUAAGGAUUCAGAUGUGGCACAGAGAUAUGGUGCUGCAAGGACCAAGACUACUUGUAUUAUCAACAGGGCGAUAGCACCAUACCUUCAUGAUGAGCUGGUCAAAAAGAUGAGAAACAGGCCAUACACCUUGUCAACUGAUGGAUCAAAUGAUACAGGAAGGGAAAAGAUGAACCCAUUGACUGUGAAGCUGUUUGAUGUAGACAGGGUGGAACACAUGUUCCUAGAUAUGUGCAUCACAACUGGCACUAAUGCUGCCACAGCAGAGACCAUUUUUGAAAAAAUGGACAGUGUCCUCAAGAAGGAUAACAUCCCAUGGCAAAACUGUGUAGGUCUGUCAGUGGACAAUGCCAAUGUGAACAUGGGUGUCUGUAACUCUAUCAAAUCAAGGAUAUUAAGCAUAAAUCCGACUGUUUAUGUCCAUGGUUGUCCUUGCCACAUAGUUCACAACAAUGCCAGUGCUGCUGGGACUCAUUAUAUUGAGUUGUCAGACUUUGAUGUGGAGGAUGUGGUUGUAGAUAUUGGAUACUGGUUCAAAGCAAGCACAAAGAGAAAAUGUAGACUGGAUGGUAAGAGUUUUUCAUAAUAUAAUAAGCCUUUUUGAAAUGAUAACAAUAAAUCAUGAAAAGCCAGUCUUUACCAGCACACAGUUUCAGGCAAUAGAAAAAAGUUUUUUCCUAGUUGUAUAAAAUGCCAC
This is a messenger RNA of Acipenser ruthenus (sterlet), 2658 nucleotides long. RefSeq lists its product as uncharacterized. Lineage: Eukaryota; Metazoa; Chordata; Actinopteri; Acipenseriformes; Acipenseridae. The transcript is spliced from 5 exons. The record is from RefSeq and is a predicted model, not a curated record. Bases 1291 to 2547 code for a protein of 418 amino acids.